AUGUCGGGUCUGGUGCAGAGGUUGCAAGAUGCGUUGCAGCAGACCAUCCCUGCGGCACAAACAGCGAGGACUGCCGAGGAGAACUUUGCAGGUUGUGCCUUUGGCGCAACGAACCGUGGCACAGCCAUCGAUCUUGUCCUCUCCGUCCUGACGAGCUUCAAGGGCGUCCGAGUCGACAGGCUUGGCCGAGGCACCAAGGGCCAGGGCGAGAAACAUGAGGCGAAGGGAAACCAUUGUGACAAGAUGCAGAAUGAAGGGUGGUGUGCUUUGGUUGCCAAAUCACGAAUCUUGUUUCGGAACCUAGCCCUCUUUUGACUCGAUGUUUCUGGAUUUAGAAUGUCAAACACAACCCUAUAUACCUGUCAAACUUUUCCAGAUUUUCUUUUGUUUCUACCAAACCUCUUUAGCCUAAGCAGGCGAAAUGGGCCAAGCCUGCUUUGGGAUGGAUUCGGAUACGAAUACAACCACCAACCUGUAAAAUUUUUCUUGUAGUCUGACAUUGGCAUGAUUAAGAGCCAAGGCAGCGAAUCAAGGCAUCCUGUGGAGAUGCCAUUGACAAUGGUUCGCGGAACAGACGGCCCAGUUCGCGUUCGUAAGCCAAGUGCGGUUGAAGAGCCUGUAGAGAUAUAUAGUAGCUCUUGGCUGAACUCAUUCUUCAUCAGUCAUUCCUUCGCUGCCGCACCAAGGGCUGCCAACCCUUGGGUAACCAAUCAACACUGACAAAAGAAGAGUCUUGAGCCAAACACUGUCCGUGCCCGCCGCGAUCACAACGAGAGCCAAUGAGAGCUCGUCGGAUACUGUGUCCCCCGACCUUUCUCUACCUAGGUCAUCGGUGGCACAACCAGUGCGGAAUUGGAUCAUGAUCGACUGACUCCCAACGGCAGGCCAAAGAUCCGGACAUUACUCAGACACCUCAUAGACUGAAUGGAGCAUGGCAGAAGGAGCUUCGGGAACCUCCCACGACAACAAAGCAUCCGCCCUUCCCUGUCCGAUAGCGGGAUGUGAAGUGUACGAUGAACGUUCCACGCGGCGAAAACUCAGCUAUGACCAAGCGCCCUGGCAGUCUGUGAUGGAUGGGUCACCAAUCUAGUGUCGCUCUCGCCGGUUCACCGUGAGCUCUGUUGGUCAGUUCUCAUCGGGUUGUCGGUAUGGCAAGGGGUGGGUACGUGGCUCCUCCAAAGGACAGACGAUGACAAUGUGAGAGGUGAGCAUAGGAAUUAAACUUUUUCGUGCUCAGGACGGAUACCCAGACCAGACGGCGGGCAUUGGGCCCAGACUUGGCAGUACGCAAAC
Molecule: messenger RNA, 1293 nt
Organism: Podospora bellae-mahoneyi
Lineage: Eukaryota; Fungi; Ascomycota; Sordariomycetes; Sordariales; Podosporaceae
Exons: 3
Coding region: 1-315 (104 amino acids)
Source: RefSeq, a predicted model, not a curated record